Messenger RNA from Colius striatus (speckled mousebird), 4254 nucleotides. RefSeq names its product phosphorylated adaptor for RNA export (gene PHAX). Gene Ontology annotation, biological process: snRNA export from nucleus. Gene Ontology annotation, cellular component: nucleus. Bases 66 to 1265 code for a protein of 399 amino acids. Lineage: Eukaryota; Metazoa; Chordata; Aves; Coliiformes; Coliidae. The transcript has 5 exons. The record is from RefSeq and is a predicted model, not a curated record.
UAUUGGUCAGUCGCGCCGCGGCUGCGUCCGCGCCGCUGCUUCCCGCGAGCGGCCGCGGCCCCGCGAUGGCCCUGCACGCACGGGUUAUGGAGCGUGAUGUGGAGGACGGCGAGCUCUCGGGAUCGGACUCCGAUAUGCCCGGCGCCGGCUCUCCCGGGGACCCGCGGCAGAAAUCACAUGAUGGCAGUGAUUCUGGCAGACCAUUCCAGAGCAGCAUUUCAUCCUGUGCACCAAGUGUUCCUUAUCGGACAACCACAAGUGUGGAUUCAAGCGAGGAAAGCUUUUCUGAAUCUGAUGAUGACAGCUGUCUGUGGAAACGAAAGCGACAGAAGUGUUUCAACUUCCCUUCUGCUAGAUCUGAGCCUUUUCAGCUUAGCCAGAGCCACCAAAAACAAACUGCUCUAGGUGGCAAGAAGGUCAACAAUAUUUGGGGUGUGGUUCUCCAGGAACAGAAUCAGGAUGCCGUGGCUACUGAACUUGGGAUUCUAGGCAUGGAUGGUAGUAUUGACAGAAGCAGGCAGUCUGAGACUUACAAUUAUUUAUUGGCUAAAAAGCUGAUGAAGGAAGCUCAGCAAAAGGAGGCAGAGACUUUAGAUAAAGAACUGGAUGAAUACAUGCAUGAUGAGAAGAAAACAUUGCCAGCAGAAGAAGAAAAUGGGCAAGGCUUUCUCAAGCGGAAACGGCCUGUUAAAGAUAGAUUGGGUGAAAGACAAGAAAUGAAAUAUAAAGGAAGGUAUGAGAUAACAGAAGAAGAUUCAGAAGAAAAAGUGGCAGAUGAAAUUGCUUAUCGACUUUGUGAGCCAAAGAAAGACUUAAUUGCCCGAGUAGUGAAAAUAAUUGGGAAAAGAAAAGCUAUUGAACUGCUUAUGGAAACAGCUGAAGUGGAACAAAACGGUGGACUGUUCAUAGUGAAUGGCACCAGGAGAAGAACACCAGGGGGAGUUUAUUUAAACCUGCUGAAGAACACGCCCAGCAUCAAAGAGGAACAAAUCAAGGAAAUAUUUUAUCUGGAAAACCAAAAGGAGUAUGAAAACAAAAAGGCUGCUAAGAAGAGGAGAAUACAAGUUCUAGGAAAGAAGAUGAAAAAAGCCAUUAAAGGGCUUAACCUGCAAGAAUAUGAUGAUGCAUCUCGUGAGACUUUUGCUAGUGAUACAAAUGAGGCUCUGGCUUCCUUGGAUGAUCUACAGGAGGGGCAUCAUGAAGCAAAGAUGGAACCUGAAGAUAUCAUUGAAAUUGAUAAUGCUCACGAUUUGGAGAUCUUCUAGUUAAUAAUGUUCUUGAUAACAAAGUCACUGUAAAACAUAUUAAAAAUGAGCCUUUCGUAUAAUCCCAUGGCUUAUUUUCAUAAGAUGCAGAAAAAUGAGAAAUACUUAAUUCUGAAGAACGUGACAUCAUUCUUGGGUGAAUUUCACAUCGUGAAAGAUGCUAAUAGUCCUUUGUUUGCCGAGUCCUCAAAACUGUUAAGAUUUUUCUAGCUAACAGCCCUGCAUUACCAUGUUUGUUCUUUAGGAGCUCUUUUGAGACACACUUUAGGUUUCACCAUUAAGGCUAUAUUUUAACCAAAUAUAUAGUUUUAAUUUGCUGAAUAUAUCAAAGUCAUCAAGUGAGCAAUGCUCCUCUUUAAACAGGCAGAACCUGUAUAAAGUUAGCCUUGAUACAAGAGAUCUAGUGUUCUUAAUAUGAGAUUGUGUUGACAAGAACAGCACAGUGUUUAUAGGAUUAAGAGUUGUGAAAACAGAUUGGUUUGUGAAAGAGACUUUAUUUUAAUGGUCAGCCAUGUAAAUACGCACUGUUGGACAGUGUAUGUUUUAAAUUUCUGCAGCAGCUUAAUCCUUUGUAUAAUGGUGGCUUGAGCUUCCUACAUGUUCUGUGUAAACUUUUUCCAUGAUUAGACACACAUGCUCAACUUCUACAGAUCUUUUUGUUUGAAAACAAAUAGAACUGAAUGCUUAGUAGGGAGAUUUUACAAAUUGAUGUUCCCCUCAAAGGUCUGUAGUCUCUACCUGCAGGAAUAAACAGUUUACCCUGCAAUUUUUAUUUCUAUGCUCCUUAAAUGUGUGGUAGGAUAAUGUGUGGCUUGCAGAAGUUCUGAAGCUUUUCUAUCCUGAUUCUUAGGAAAACAAUAGAAUACAAAAGAUUAUUUUUUAUGUGAUAUGACUUUUGUGUAGUAUAACUGAAGAACACGUGCAACACUGAUACACAUGUAUGUCUAAAAUACUUGGUCACUAAUAAUUUGGUUUCUGUGACUAGACACUAUUUUCCAGUAUAAAAUGUUUGUGAAAUACUAAUGAGUUAGUUCACUUUCAACUCCAAAGACAAACCUGCACAUAAAUUUUAUUCACUUGGAGUCCUUAGAUUUUAGAAGCAAAGCACAUCACUGAAACACAUAAUGAAGUUAUAAUACUGAGCAAUUCUGUGUUGUCAGGAGCUCAUAUUUAAAGAACUACAAUAUUUGAAGAAAGAGUUCUUAAUCAUAUAGCACAUUCCAUUUAUAUACUUUACUAAAUUUGAGUUUGGACUUUUCUGAAUUUUUCUGUUCAAGUAACAGAGCUCCCUGUUGUUAAGAAGUUACGAAUGUGAAGCAUGCUGGUAGUAGUUACUGAAACAACAAGAAGUUUUGAUUUGUUCAUUAACUUCCCUUACAAACCUGUAAUGGUCAAAGUAGUAAACUGAAAACUCAUUUAAGGAAACAGAAUUUUGUACUGUUUAAUUAGUUUGAGACUGUAUCAUUUGAUCUUGGUUUUGAGAACUGUUUGGGAAUGUCUUAACAACCUUCUGGAUAGAACCAGCAAAUUUUAAUAGUGGUUGAAGUAAAUUUUUGCAGUUCCGUAAUUGCUGCUAAUGAGCAUUGUGUAUUUUUUUUUUUUAAGUAUUUUCAAAUUUCAGUGUAAGGGGUACUGAAACAAUAUGUGAAGUCUCCUUUUUAACAAAAGGAAGAUUAUACAGGGUGCUCACUCCUUCUUUCUAGUGUCUUCACUAACUUACCUGUGCUUAUAUUCUCUUUGUUUCUCUAUUUUUUGAGGGGCUUUCAACAGAGUCCUUUCAAAAGGAAGCAAAAAGCUUUCUGUUCCUCUUUAUUUUCUUCCCACAGAACUACUGCAGGAGUAGGAAGCAGAGGUAAGGGUAGAGGUUUUUCUCUGUCAACUGACACAUAAUUCAACUUGUUUAGUCUGUCUGGAUCUAAUACUUGCAGACAAAGCAGUUCUGUGAUGACAAAAAUGAAAUAUAAGAAGUGGAGUUCUGUGUUCCUAAGUUUCUCUGAUGGGCAGGUGUGGUUGAAUGAAAAUGAAGUAAAUUAAAAGGAGAUGACUGCUUUAACUAGGACAGUUGCUGUGAUGUAGAAGUUGAAUUCCUUGUAUUUUGUCAGAGUCAAGGUGUGGAGGCGUAGGCUGGGUAAUAAAGAGAAUUACAAGUUUUUCAAAAGGUGAACUUUUUUCAGUCUGUCAUAAAACUUCACUAUGACAAUGCUCAUUUCUUAGCCCCUUCAGUUAGACCACCCUCUGCUGCUACAGCUUGACACAAAAGUCUGCUAAAGGCAGGUUUUUUUAAGUUCAGUUCACUUGCACGUAGAGUGGAGAAUUGCACUCAUGGCUCCAGUGAGGAUGGACUUACUUGGAACACCACUUCUGAUCCUAAUUUGUGCAGGUGAACGGCAGGUCAAAGAUCCAAGUCUGUUGCUGAACUGUUGUGGUUCUUCAGCUGUUCUGGGAAUAUCCAAUCUCAGAGCCUUUGCCUGACUGGUUAUGGGAUUCAAGAACUUGUAGGACGACUGCAGUUUCCAAGGACCACGUUUUGGAUUCAGCAGUCAGAUGAGGAGCAUGUUGCAUGGUGGUAACCUUUGCAGCAGCUGUUGGCUCUUGAUAAUUUGGACUGACUGCAUCCUAAACCCACUUCUGACCUGCCAGGCCCUAGAAAUUCUUGCAGAGCAAAGCUUCCCAACAUACAGAAAGGACACUUUUGAUGCUUUCUCAUCACUUUAUCUGCAAUAUUUCAGAGCGGUGGAAGGAAGAAGGAACACAACUGAUAGAUUUAAUAUAUCCCAGCCAAACCUAUUUGUAGAAUCACCAACAUCCAGACCCAAAUACUGACAAAAAUGAGAACCAUGUAUCUGAAGUUAAAACCGAAGACUCUACAUGCAAGUUAGGUAUUCUAGAAAAUACCUUUUGCAAGUUUUGUUUGUUUGGGGAUUUUUUUUUCUUGCUUGAGCAGAGACAUUAAUUUUACAGUUAUUUUAAAAUAAAAGAAAUAAACCAA